GAUUUCUACAAAUAUAGAAGCUCGUUAAGUGGUACUUAAAAAUGUGUACUGCCAAAUACUCCGUUUAAAUCUAGUGUAGGUUUUUAAGAUAGUCCAAGUCAGUAUUAAGUUAUAAUGUUUUUCAGAAAACUAUGCGCACAAAACCUUUUAUUAUAGUAUACUUGGAAUUAUCAGUAUUGUAACAGUGACUUACAAAAUAUUUCUCAUGUUAAUUGAAUACCAUCAGUCUAAAACGAUUUCCCAAAACAUGAUUUGUCGUUUUCAUUUUUCAUUUAAACAUUGAACAGUAUUUAAAAUUUGAUCAUUUGUAAAACUGCACCUGACUAUUUAUUUAAAAACAGUUUUAUACACAUUAAUAUCUCCGCAGUAGUUUACUACAUACAGUAAACCGUCGUCAUCAAAUGCAAGAUUCACAGGAUUCGUCAAUUCAUCUCGCUUUGUUGCAUAACGAAGUAAUCUAGUGCCAGCCUUGUUAAACACCCAUAUGCUGGAUGCAAACAUAUCUACAACAUAAAUCAGACCAUUUCUACCAACGCACGCGGCGUGCGCCCUCCAGAACUGUGUUUCUUUACACCGAGUAACUUCCUCUCCUUCUGGUGUGACAACUCGAACAGACUUAUUUCCCCAUCUCCAUUCACAGAUUACGCUAUGGCCUGCAAGGUGGAGGAAGUUAUUUUUGCCGAUUGCUGUCGUCCAAUAGUUACAGUGUUCCAAUUUCAGCAGGAUAAAGAAGAUGGCUUCAAAGCAAGACAUUCCACUAACAACGACGAUCCGCGAUGAUUUCCUCACGUGUAAAAUCUGUUUCAGUAUUUAUGAGCAUCCAAAAAUCCUGCCUUGUGUUCACACGUAUUGCACCCCUUGCUUAGAGAAACUGUUGAAGACAUCCGAUAAGCCUGGUUCAAUAUCAUGUCCUGAAUGUAGAGAAUGUGUCAACCUGCCACACAGAACUGUAUCUGACCUAAAAACUAACUUCUUAAUCAACAGUCUCAUUGAGGUUCUGAAAGUGAAGACCAACAAAGACGUGAAAUGUACGACAUGUACACUUCGUGGAAAGACUUCGCCUGCCAAAAGUCGCUGUCUGGAUUGUGGAGAUUGUUUAUGUCCAAGUUGUUCUGAUGGACACAAUGCCUCCUCCACGACUUGGAAUCAUAAGAAGGUUCUCUUACAAGACAUCAGGAGAGGAUCAUAUGACAAAGAACUCAGAAACCUGCUCAGGUUAACCUGCUCACAACACAAGGACAAGGAAAUAGAGUAUUUCUGCGACACGUGCCACACACCAAUAUGUCUAGCGUGUGUUUUACUUGUACAUCGGGAUCACAAAUGUUUAACAGCUAUCGAGGCAGUUACAGCUCAAAAAGAUCGACUUGCCAAUCAUGCAAUUAAAGUAAAGGAAACAUUGCAUCGUCUAAAAAACGAAAAGAAAAUGGCCUGUGAGAAACUUGCAAGAGUCAACAAGCUUCAAACUCAAGCAAAUGCAAACAUAGAAAAGCAAAUAGAAGGGAUAAUCGCUCAAAUAGAACGCCACCGACAACAGGCAUUACAGUUGGUAGAGGACAGGAUAGAAGAAACGUUGAAGCAGUGUAAUUCACAGGUAGAUAAGGCAAAUUUAAAAAUAACUUUAGCAAAAGGAUGUCUGGAGUUUUGUGAGACGAUGAUAGAACAGGGAAAAGACGAAGAGGUGCUCUACCUUGAAGAGACGAUCACCAAGCGACUCCAGCAGCUUGAGGAGCUGCCCGCUGUGGAUUUAAAGCCAAUUGCUAGAGAAGUCUUCCCAGAUAUCACCGAACAAAUGUGCGGCAUACAAGACUUGGAAAGUUUGCUAAGGACGCAAGUGGAUAGUUUGCUAGAUACCUUCCAUUCCAACUUGCAGUUUACACCAGAAACUACCAAGACCCAAGAAAAUGUUUCCAUUCAACUGUUGCGUACCUUUAACACCGAAUACGACGCUGAUGACGUGUGUCCAGUGGUAAAAGGCAUGACAAUCACUAACAAUACUAUUUUACUUUCUGACAAUGCAAAUGGCAAAAUUAAAUAUAUUUCUACAGGUGGAAUUUUACAGAAAUAUAUAACAACUGGGGAAACAUUUUCACCACAUGCUGUAGCUGUGUGUAAGGACGUCACUGGUGCAAUACACGAAAAUGUCCUGUAUAUGUUCAACAAAAAAGGUAAAAUUGUGUACAGGAAUGUGAUAGCUGCCAAACCAGCUACCGGAUUGCACUUUACAUUCGCCCUUGCCAAUUACAAAAAUGAAGGUUUCAUUGUCGGUAACCUGCCAGAUAAUCAUUUUCGAAUAUACGCUCUCGAUGGGACGCUACAAACACGACUUCUGGUGCCGAUUGCCUUUCCAUUGGCAAAUCUGAGCGUUUCUAAAAGUGGACAUCUUGUUACCUGCGAGUGGGGAGAUAACUGUGUACGUGUUCGCAAUCUUCAGGGAAAGAAACUGACUCAGUGUGAGGUAUCUUCAACUUGGAAGGCAAAUGCAGCUGACGAGGACAGAAAUGGUUUUAUCUAUGUUGUUAAUAGUUUUGAAUCCACAGUAUCUGUGUUUGACAAGGACGGUACACAUCUACUACAACACUUCACUAAACCAGAUGGUUUUCGGAAGCCAGUGAAUCUUGCAUUCGACGACGAAGGUUUGAUGUACUUGGUCAACUCGUCAGGCAACAUAAAUGUAUAUAAAAUUAGUAUUGGCACUUCCACGUAAAUACCGGCCUCGGUGGCGUCAUGGUUAGGCCAUCGGUCAACAGGCUGGUAGGUACUGGGUUCAGAUCCCAGUCGAGGCAAGGG
Messenger RNA from Gigantopelta aegis, 2787 nucleotides. RefSeq names its product E3 ubiquitin-protein ligase TRIM56-like. The record is from RefSeq and is a predicted model, not a curated record. Gene Ontology annotation, biological process: positive regulation of DNA-templated transcription. Bases 734 to 2704 code for a protein of 656 amino acids. Gene Ontology annotation, cellular component: chromatin; nucleoplasm. NCBI's taxonomy places the organism in Eukaryota, Metazoa, Mollusca, Gastropoda, Neomphalida, Peltospiridae. Gene Ontology annotation, molecular function: zinc ion binding; ubiquitin-protein transferase activity. The transcript is spliced from 3 exons.